Messenger RNA from Prunus persica (peach), 649 nucleotides. RefSeq names its product protein RSI-1. Lineage: Eukaryota; Viridiplantae; Streptophyta; Magnoliopsida; Rosales; Rosaceae. The transcript is spliced from 3 exons. The record is from RefSeq and is a predicted model, not a curated record. The coding region runs from base 95 to 379 and encodes 94 amino acids.
CACAAAUCUUCAUUCCUUGAAACCAUAAAAAUCUAAUCCAUCUCUCCUUCUUGUGCUUUGUGUUUACAGUACCAGUUAGUGCUCACUCAGAGAAAUGGCAGGACGUCCGUACACCUCCAUUUUCCUGCUGGUUUCUCUGCUUCUUCUACUCACAUUCUCUGAUGUAGCUGAGGGUUACAACAAGCUUCGUCCUUCAGAGUGCAAGCCGAGAUGUACUUAUCGUUGCUCUGCCACAUCGCACAAGAAGCCAUGCAUGUUCUUCUGCCAAAAAUGCUGCGCCACAUGCCUAUGUGUUCCUCCAGGCGUUUAUGGCAACAAACAAGUUUGCCCUUGCUACAACAACUGGAAGACCCAAGAAGGACGACCCAAAUGCCCUUGAAAAAAAAAAUAUUAAUUAUUAAUAAGAAGCCUGCCAUUGAUUCUAUAUUUAUGUGACAAUGGUGCAUGUCAGCAAGCAAUUAUUUGUUUACUACAUUAGGACGACCCUAAUGCCUAUAUAUCUAAGACUCUAGUAACCUAAUGAUCUUGAGCCCACAAUACUUGUGUUGUAUUUUCUCUUGAUUCAAUUUUGAAACUUCGCUCUGAAAAUUAUGAAAGAAAUUGGUCACAAAGCUGUGAAAUUAUAUGAAAUCGUGGAGACAUUACACGA